UCGGUCUCACAGAUUCUGGUGCCGAGGAUCUCGUCUCCGCUCUCAGUACAAACUCAUCACUGACGGAGCUAAACCUAAAUGAGAAUAAACUGUGAGAUUCAGGAGUGAAACUGAUGUCUGCGGCUCUGAGGAACCCGGAGUGUAAAAUACAGAAACUGUGGCUGAACAAUGUCGGUCUCACAGAUUCUGGUGCCGAGGAUCUCGUCUCCGCUCUCAGUACAAACCCAUCACUGACGGAGCUGGACCUGAGAUUAAACUCGCUGACAGACCGAUCUGUCCCCGCUCUCCGCUGCCUCAUACUGACCCUCCCGAGACUGGAGCGGAUCCGGCUGGGGGAGAAUUGGUUCAGUGAGACCGGUGGGAAGAAACUGAGACCUCUGCGGGGAGUCAGACCCGGUCUGAGAGUGAUCGUGUGA
Hypanus sabinus (Atlantic stingray) is the source of this 416-nucleotide messenger RNA. RefSeq names its product NACHT, LRR and PYD domains-containing protein 12-like. Gene Ontology annotation, biological process: nucleocytoplasmic transport; activation of GTPase activity. The transcript is spliced from 3 exons. Lineage: Eukaryota; Metazoa; Chordata; Chondrichthyes; Myliobatiformes; Dasyatidae. The record is from RefSeq and is a predicted model, not a curated record. The coding region runs from base 114 to 416 and encodes 100 amino acids. Gene Ontology annotation, molecular function: GTPase activator activity; small GTPase binding. Gene Ontology annotation, cellular component: perinuclear region of cytoplasm; nucleus; cytosol.